Saxophila tyrrhenica is the source of this 1116-nucleotide messenger RNA. RefSeq lists its product as uncharacterized. NCBI's taxonomy places the organism in Eukaryota, Fungi, Ascomycota, Dothideomycetes, Mycosphaerellales, Extremaceae. Bases 1 to 1116 code for a protein of 371 amino acids. The transcript is spliced from 2 exons. Gene Ontology annotation, cellular component: cytoplasm. Gene Ontology annotation, molecular function: tubulin binding. The record is from RefSeq and is a predicted model, not a curated record. Gene Ontology annotation, biological process: post-chaperonin tubulin folding pathway; tubulin complex assembly.
AUGGAAACCGCAAACAUGACCAAUCGGCAACCCAAAGCCAUGCACCCCAACGAGAAGUUUUUCCAAUACUUCACACAUGAAGUCACAGACAUCCGAGAACAAAUGGAACGACUCGAACAACGAAGUGUGUCCGGCGGCGAACGAGCAGACGCUGUGGACCACUGCCUCGCCAGCAUCGCCCGCCUGUCCAACGAAGUCAAGGACGCCUCAUCACACCUCCCGGCGUACGACCAGCGGACGUAUGGCACAGCAGUCAAAGCGCUGUCCGACCAGCUGCAGAACAUCCGAUCGACCUUCGCCCCGCGCCCGAAGUUCUCCUUCAAGUCUGGGUCAAUGUUCACGGCGAGAAAGAACGAAUCUGCCAUCAGCUUGACUGACGCUGCCGAGCCUACGAACGAGAGACAAGGACCGGCCGAAAUGUCUACCGACUCGAGCUACGUAAAUUCGCCUGCUGAGCCCAGAUCACCUACAAUUGAGGCGGAGGGGGAGAGGCCUAUUGCGGAUGCUGUCGAUCUGGCGCGGAUACGGCAGCCGUCGUUCUCGCAAGCAACAACCAUCAACAUGGGCGAUCAUGACGGCGUCCACAUCAUCCUACCGUCCUCAGCAGCUCAUGCGACCAGCUCUGGCACCCUGUCCAUGCUCCGCCGUUGCAUCGUAGACAUGAGCAGGCCAACGACAACCGGCCAACCUUUGGCCGGACUCACAGUCAAGAACGUCAAGCAGUCUCUGGUCGUCUGCGGACACGUCAACGGCGCUGCUCACCUGACCAACAUCUCCAAUUCAGUCAUCGUGGUCGCCAGUCGCCAAUUCCGGAUGCACGAGAGCCGCAACUGCGACAUCUACCUCUUCACCAGCAGCCGCCCGAUCAUCGAGGACUGCCAGAACAUCCGCUUUGCGCCGCUGCCCGAAACGUACAAGGCGCAUGAGCAUGAAGGGGUGGAGAACCAGUGGCAGAACGUGGACGACUUCAAGUGGUUGAAGAACGAGCACAGUCCGCAUUGGAAUAUCCUAGACGAGGCUGAGCGCAUUCCAGAGAGCGUGUGGACGGGUGUGGUGCCUGGUGGACCGCAACAUGGGACGGAGGACAUCCUGCGUGCGGUGGGCGUGGCUCAGUGA